This is a messenger RNA of Alnus glutinosa, 741 nucleotides long. RefSeq lists its product as uncharacterized. The transcript has 3 exons. Lineage: Eukaryota; Viridiplantae; Streptophyta; Magnoliopsida; Fagales; Betulaceae. The record is from RefSeq and is a predicted model, not a curated record. Bases 1 to 741 code for a protein of 246 amino acids.
AUGGCUUUAACAGCCAAGAAUAAGCUCAAGUUUAUUGAUGGAACGAUCAAGAAACCAUCUGCUGAGAUUGAAGAUGAAUUUUAUGCCUGGAAUUGCAGCAAUAAUAUGGUUUUGUCCUGGAUUUUGAAUUUUGUGUCCAAGGAUAUUGCGGCGAGUGUGAUUUACAUCAACUCGACCGAUGAUAUGUGGAACGAUUUGAAGGAUUGUUUUUUACAGAAGAAUGGCCCUCGAAUCUUCCAGUUGCAGAAGUGUUCCUGUGAUAAUCCUAAAAUUCUUGCUGAUCAUUCGCAUCAAGAUUACAUUUUUCAGUUCCUUAUGGGACUAAAUGACAGUUUUGCUCAGAUUCGUGGAGGAAAAGAGGAAAGGCAGCGUGAGAUUUAUAUUCAUCUUGUUCAAGUGGAAACCGCUGCACUGAUGACUAGAGCCUCAUCACAAUACCAGAAUCAGCAACAUCACAAUAGCAAAUCUUCUUUUCGUAAGGACAGGCCUUUGUGCAUUCAUUGUGGUCUGCUUGGCCACACAAUGGAAAAAUGUUAUAAACUACAUGGGUACCCCCCAGGGUACAAGUUCAACAAGAACAAGCCGAAUACCAUUUCAGCAAAUGAAGUCCAAGAAGUUGAUCAACCUCUUCAGAUUCCUCAACUUUCUAUUUCUCAAGAGCAGAUUCAACAACUGCUUUCUCUAUUUAAACCUUCAACUUCAGUUCCUGAGAAUUCCCCUUCAGCACUUCAAAGUAGGUAG